Molecule: messenger RNA, 924 nt
Organism: Chaetomium strumarium
Lineage: Eukaryota; Fungi; Ascomycota; Sordariomycetes; Sordariales; Chaetomiaceae
Exons: 4
Coding region: 1-924 (307 amino acids)
Source: RefSeq, a predicted model, not a curated record
AUGCCUGCCGCCGGAACGUCCAGCCCUCCAUCACCCGACGCAUGGGACGAAUCCCUCGAUAUCAAGGUUGAUAUUGAUGAGCCCCCCACUACAGCCCCUAAGGAAAAAGAACACCAUUCUCCGACCAAGGAGUAUGGUGCCCGCUGGACUUGGGAUCCCACCGCCCGAGACUACGUCAGAUGGAGUGAAGACGGCGUGAAACUGUUUUACACGGAAUACCAGAGAUUCGGAAGCAGGGCGCCGUCUCAGGGGACGGCAGACACCAACAGCAAUAUGAACAACGAUCAACAAAACCGUCCCAAGGCAGGCUCAUCAGAACGGUUAACUAAAAUAGUCCCAAGUGGCAUCCCCGGAGCCCCUUUGUAUAAACUGCCACUUGGCAAUGCGUUCCAGAUCGUGGCCAAGCCCAAGCGCUUCUUCUGCGCCGGGCGCAUCUUCAAGACGGUCUGGUUCGAGCCCGGCGGCAACACCAUGCCGCGAGCACGGACCGACCUGGCCGAGUGGUCGGACCGGUCUCUCCCAUUCCACGGAGAGCGGCCGAUCGCCCGGUUCCGGUGGUUCGUCGUGGUGCGCAGACGGCUGCACCACUCGCUGUGCUUCAGCAUCACUACGUUUGGGGGAGGGUUUAAGCCGCCGACGAUGAAGACGACGAAGGCUCGGAAGAGCCACGGUCGCCAGGCGGACUUUGUCGUGCUGCAUUCGGCCAGCGUCGAGCCGCCGCGGCCGUACGACGAGGAAGGGAUCACGCGUGAGCCCAUCGCCAUCAUCAUCGAGGACGACGAGCAGUACAUCUCGCCGAUUGCCAGGCUGGACUGCAGCCGCAUCUACACGGUGGAGGACAGCCUGCGGGUUAUGAAGACCGGGCGGGUGCACCCGGAGUCGCUGCCGCUGCUGAACGAGUAUUACAAGGAGAGUGUGUCGUAG